This is a messenger RNA of Siniperca chuatsi (mandarin fish), 1406 nucleotides long. RefSeq names its product BCL2/adenovirus E1B 19 kDa protein-interacting protein 3-like. The record is from RefSeq and is a predicted model, not a curated record. The coding region runs from base 257 to 829 and encodes 190 amino acids. Lineage: Eukaryota; Metazoa; Chordata; Actinopteri; Centrarchiformes; Sinipercidae. The transcript is spliced from 7 exons. Gene Ontology annotation, biological process: mitochondrial outer membrane permeabilization; positive regulation of apoptotic process. Gene Ontology annotation, cellular component: nucleus; mitochondrial envelope; mitochondrial outer membrane.
CUGUAGUAGAUACUACGCGAGCAAAAUAUGAGCGUGCUAUUUUAGCGUUUAUACAGUCUGUAGUUUGUACAUAUAAAAUAAGUGUAAAUUAGAUGAAUGUGGAUAAAGAAACCUAACAAUCAAACUUUCAACGUUGGCGGUGCGUGCUGGGUGGAAGAGGAACAAGGAGACAUACCUAUCGCUGUUUGGCUAACAUGUUGUCUUUGGCUGAACGCCUCUAAAACAGCGCAAACGAGUGGAACCGUAAACCAGUACAAUGUCGCUCCAAAAGGAAGUUUCGGACGAGAGUUUGCAAGGUUCCUGGGUUGAGCUGCAUUUCAGUGGCACUGGUUCCCAAAGUAGCAGUCAUCACGGAAGCCAGGAGCAAAUCCCCACGUCCAGCCAGGAGGGGGACGUGGAGACAAUGCUGCUAGAUGCACAGCACGAGUCAGGCAGAAACAGCUCCAGAGGAAGCUCUCAUUGCGACAGCCCACUUAGGGCACAGACCCCCCUUCUUAUGUGGAGAGGCUCAGAGGGAAACAGUUCACAGUCAGAUGAAGACUUCCAAGAAAGAAGACGGGAAGUAGAGAACCUGAUGAAGAAAAAUGCUGACUGGAUCUGGGACUGGUCUAGCCGACCUGAGAACAAUCCACCAAAGGAGUUCCUGCUGAAGUACCCUAAGCGCUCGACCUCUCUCAGCAUUAGGAACACCAGCGUCAUGAAGAAGGGAGGUGUUCUCUCUGCUGACUUUCUGAAGCUUUUCCUUCCCUCAUUAAUCAUUUCUCACAUACUUGCUGUUGGCCUCGGGAUAUAUAUUGGGAAGCGUCUAACCUCCCACAACACCUACUAAGUAGGAUGGUGGUGUGUUGCAGCACCUUGAUGUGACCAUCUUGGCAUGCCUUAAAAUGGGACCUUCUGAAUAUCAGGGGAGAUGUGGCCAUGUGACAGGGUUCCAUUUGAUUGAGUGCCCCAUGUCACCCACACCAGCGUAGAGAGUUGAGGAUCUGUCAUUGCUGUUUAAUGGCGUAUAUUCCUGAACACAAUAGUGACCAAUCCUCUGCUCCUUUGCUGUAGUCCCUUGUCCUGGCCUGGAGAUGAUUGUUUAGCUGCUUUCUAUUCCUUAAAUCUGCAUGUUAGGGAACUGAUAUAUAUUGUGCGUCAUUGCCUUUUUCUUUUGCAAUGAGAAAUCACUUUUGAUUUUAAAUGAUAUACUGUCGAUAGAUUUUUAAAAAAUUUAAAAUCAGCUGUGGAUAAAGGAAAUUGUUUUGAAUUGUAAUUUUUAUUUUUUUGUCCAAGGGAUAAUUGGCCUAGUAGUGCAAGUGCUUGCAUCCAUUGCUGAUUGCUCAUUAUAAGAUAAUCAAAUAGCAUAUUAAGCAUUGAUAUGGUCCAUUUUGUUCAUCCUACACAAAAUAAAAGUUGGAAAUACA